Manihot esculenta (cassava) is the source of this 1092-nucleotide messenger RNA. Its product is annotated as rac-like GTP-binding protein RAC2. The transcript is spliced from 7 exons. Bases 339 to 884 code for a protein of 181 amino acids. The record is from RefSeq and is a predicted model, not a curated record. Gene Ontology annotation, cellular component: cell projection; plasma membrane; cytoplasmic vesicle. NCBI's taxonomy places the organism in Eukaryota, Viridiplantae, Streptophyta, Magnoliopsida, Malpighiales, Euphorbiaceae. Gene Ontology annotation, molecular function: GTPase activity; protein kinase binding; GTP binding. Gene Ontology annotation, biological process: establishment or maintenance of cell polarity; regulation of cell shape; small GTPase-mediated signal transduction.
AACACUUUUGUUAGUGUUUUUGGUCACUGUCCUUCCCCUUAAAGAAACAGAAACCCACUUGGGCAAUCAUGGUAAAGCUAAAACAACUCCAGCUAAAGUUGGGUGCUUUGGUUUCUCACCUUAUUAAAUUCCUUCUCUUUUCCCCUCCAUUCCUAUUCAAAUUUUAAACCCAAAUCGACUUCAAAAACAUCCUCUCCAACUCCAUUCUUUAAUUCCCCAUUGAAAAUCUUUUGAAAAUAGCACAGAAGCCAGUGGGAUGAAGUAAGAGAGUGAAGAAAAAACACAGAGAUUCAAAAAAAUGAGCACAGCUAGGUUUAUCAAGUGUGUCACUGUUGGGGAUGGAGCAGUUGGCAAGACAUGCAUGCUCAUUUCUUACACUAGCAACACUUUCCCCAGUGACUAUGUUCCUACAGUGUUUGACAACUUCAGUGCUAAUGUGGUUGUUGAUGGCAGCACAGUCAAUCUUGGAUUAUGGGAUACUGCAGGAGGAUUAUAACAGAUUGAGGCCUCUGAGUUACAGAGGUGCAGAUGUGUUCAUUUUAGCCUUCUCCCUCAUAAGUAAAGCUAGCUAUGAGAACAUCUCCAAGAAGUGGAUUCCUGAACUGAGGCAUUAUGCUCCAACUGUGCCAAUUGUGCUGGUGGGAACCAAGCUUGAUUUGAGAGAUGACAAGCAGUAUUUGAUUGAUCAUCCUGGUGCUACACCAAUCACAACUUCUCAGGGGGAGGAAUUAAAGAGGAUGAUUGGUGCUGCUGUUUACAUAGAAUGCAGUUCAAAAACUCAGCAGAAUGUGAAGAUGGUGUUUGAUGCAGCAAUCAAAGUUGUUUUGCAGCCACCUAAACCAAAGAAGAGAAGAAGGAAGCAAAGGCCAUGCUUGUUUCUGUAAAUCAAUUUUAGCUUCCCAUUAUCUCUGCUCUGCUCUUUCUUCUUCUCCUCAACUCUUAUGAAACUUCCCUUGCUUUCUUCUUAUAUAUGUAUUCCAAUUGCUUUCACAAAUGAGCUCUGUAAUCAAUUGCUGCAUAGGCAAGUUUCAGUAUUCAAACUCCACUUUAAGACUAUGAUGAUAUUUUAAAUGAAAAAUAUCAGUUUUUUCA